Messenger RNA from Cokeromyces recurvatus, 1005 nucleotides. RefSeq lists its product as uncharacterized. The record is from RefSeq and is a predicted model, not a curated record. NCBI's taxonomy places the organism in Eukaryota, Fungi, Mucoromycota, Mucoromycetes, Mucorales, Mucoraceae. The transcript has 3 exons. Bases 1 to 1005 code for a protein of 334 amino acids.
AUGAAUUUAAUCAAAGACAGCAUAAAUUAUGCCACAACAGAGUUGGGAAUUUAUUUUGUCAAUAUAGCAAUGAGCUAUGCUAUGAUGAUUGAGGGGGAGGAGGAGGAUGAAUUACCACUCGAUUUACAACAAGUAAUCUGCCAUUAUGCUAUUAGCAGCUCUGGCGAUAAUAAGUUUGCCCUAGUUGCUCUUACUGUGAAUAAGUCUUGGGCUUAUUUUGUUUGUCGAGUAUUAUACAGACACUAUUGUAUUAAGAACUAUCUUACAUUCGUUGGCUUUGUAAAAACGAUUACUUCGAUAAAUACUAUUUUACCAUAUGGCUUAUUUGUUCGAUCUAUUGACCUAACACCAGUAAAUAAAUAUGGUAUUGAUAUGAGAGCUCAUCGUCUUAUUCGUUGUUGUCCAAACAUCGUCAAAAUGACUUUAGGACAUCCAACAACAUUGAAAACAGAAACAAUACAAGAUAUAGCAAAAUACAAUACUAAAUUACAUACAUUAUCUAUGGGUGGACUUGAAUCAUUCCCAUUUAUGUUGGAUUGUGAUUUUUCUAGACUUCGAGAAUUACAACAUGUAGUACUUAAAACUACACCUCUUUUGUCAUCAGCAUUUAUGACUUUACCAAAAGAUAAACUAAAAUCGAUACGAUUGAUUCAGAUGGAUGCCAUUAAACCAGACGAGUUGUUAUUAUUUUGUCAGCUUCAUCCUAAUUUACAGUUACUUGCGAUUGAAAACUGUAAAGCACUCUUUACAGAAGAAUUAGGUGAAGUGUUAGCAAAAUUAUUGAUACCACACAAAUAUACUGCUUGCUCAAAAUUAAGGCAGAUUGAAUUAGUAGGACGUCAAGUUACAGAUGAGAGUUUAACUGCAUUCUUUAAAAAUAUUCCCCAAAGAACUCAAUUAUAUAAACUUAAGCUCUUUAAUACAUCAGUUACAUCAAAAUUUCUCAAUUCCGUCUUAUAUCCUAAUUCUUCUAUUCAAGUCGAAAAUUUAGAGCUUACUAAAUAA